AAAUAUUUUGUGGCAACGGUUUUUUCUUUGAAACUCAAGCCUUUCCUUUCUCUUUCGGUUCUUUCUUCCAAGAAAUAGAAACGGUUCCUUGCUCUCUUUUCUCUCUGUGUUUGGUACUAAAGCAUCCUGGAACAACAACAUUAACUACCAUAAACAAGCUUCUGAGAACUAGAGCAAAAUCUUGGUUGUAGUUAAUGGCUCAAUUCACCCCGCAAGGACGUUUGAAGCUGCUCUUUCAUGGUGAUGGGGUUGAACCAAAAGACCCUUUUCAUUAUAAGCUUGUUAGCAAUGUUUUUGGUGGUUCUGGUGGGUUAAAAUCACUUCAGGCUCAGCGUAGGCUCAGGUUUCUUGGUUCUACAGCCACAAGACAAUACUUCUCUUCUUCUUUGAAGAAAGGCAGCAAAUUUAAUGCAAAGGUUCGUCCGAACAUGAGUGAUGAAGGAUUUUAUGAUGAAGAGGAUUAUGAUAGUGACUUUGAGACUGGCAAUUUGGCUUGUUUUAGAGGUCUUGUUUUGGAUAUCUCUUACAGGCCCGUCAAUGUUGUCUGCUGGAAGCGUGCUAUAUGUUUGGAGUUCAUGGAGAAGGCCGAUGUUCUAGAGUAUUAUGAUCAGACCGUGAACUCUCCAAGUGGAUCUUUCUAUAUACCAGCUGUGUUAAGGGUUCCCCAUCUACUGCAAGUUGUUAAGAGAAGAAGAAUCAGAACCAAUCUUAGCCGCAAAAAUGUUCUAUUUAGGGACAACUUCACUUGUCAGUAUUGUUCUGCUCAUGAGAACUUGACCAUAGACCAUGUUCUGCCAGUUGCAAGAGGAGGGGAAUGGAAAUGGGAAAAUCUGGUCGCUGCUUGUGCCAAGUGCAAUUCAAAGAAGGGUCAAAAAACUCUGGAGGAAGCAAAUAUGAAGCUGAUUAAGGUCCCCAAGGUCCCAAAGGAUUAUGACAUACUUGCCAUACCCCUAACAAGUGCAGCAAUAAGGAUGUUGAGGAAGAGAAAUGGGACACCUGAAGAAUGGCGUCAAUAUCUCUCCCCUUCCACAGAGCCUUGACAUCCAUCCAUACUGCUAGUGCCUUACACUUAUAUUUCGUACAUAUUAAAUCAUCGCUCACUUCUAAACUGUGACAAAAGUUGUCUUGUAUUUCAUGUAAAGCACCGAAACCCUCUUCUCUUAUGAUUCAUGAAUAGGAUGUAUUCAUGUCUGGUAAAUGCUUAACUUAGUAUAUUCAUAUACUUUUAGGAUUUUAUUUGGCAAUGUUUUUAAGGCCAACCACUUUACCCCCUAGAUCUAGUUACCAAUAGCAGUGUAUCAAGUUACUGAUGAUUAAAUAAUUGAUGAUCAUUUUAACAAA
Messenger RNA from Theobroma cacao (cacao), 1341 nucleotides. RefSeq names its product HNH endonuclease. NCBI's taxonomy places the organism in Eukaryota, Viridiplantae, Streptophyta, Magnoliopsida, Malvales, Malvaceae. The record is from RefSeq and is a predicted model, not a curated record.